Molecule: messenger RNA, 718 nt
Organism: Hyaena hyaena (striped hyena)
Lineage: Eukaryota; Metazoa; Chordata; Mammalia; Carnivora; Hyaenidae
Product: complex I assembly factor TMEM126B, mitochondrial-like
Biological process (GO): mitochondrial respiratory chain complex I assembly
Cellular component (GO): mitochondrion
Source: RefSeq, a predicted model, not a curated record
GAGGCUGGGGCUGACCUGAACGAUGCAGGUGUGUUGCCGGUCAAAGCUGGGGAAGCGUCCAAGGACAUCAGAAUGGCAACAUACACACACGGUCAGCCCAGUCUUUCUCUAGGAGAUGAAAAAUUCAGAAGACCCAUGGUCAUUGAAAUCAUAGGAAAAAAAAUUGAAUAUCUUAGAAAAGAAAAGACUUUAAAUGUAUAUGGCACAGUGUUCUUUGGAACAGCAGCUAGUUUCUCUGGAAUGUUGGCAAACUUCAUUUUCAGACACUGCUUCAGCAAUAUAAGUCGGGAAAAUUGUGUUCUGAGGAGUUCACUGAUUGGCAUAGUAUGUGGUGUUUUAUAUCCCACUGGUUUGGCUUUUUCUAAAACUGGACGCCUGGCAGUCAAGUAUCAUACUGUUCCAUUGCCACCAAAAGGAAGGGUUUUACUUUACUGGUUCCUGCUUUGUCAAACAGAAAUAAAAGCAAUGAUGAUUCCUCUGGUCUUUCAGACGGCCUUUGGAAUAUUUAAUGGUCUACGGCAUUAUGCAAUAUUUGAAAGUACACUUGAGAAAACUGUACAUGACGAUUAAUCAAAGACUGAAUGGAUACUAAACCAGCAGAAUGUUUUGUUUUGUUUUAUGAUGAGGACUCAGGAGUUAAAAAAGUAACUCCAGACAGUUUGUUUCUGUUCCUCCUGCUUGGUCUAUAGCAGGUACUCAAUAAAUAUUAAGAAAUUCA